CAGCCGUUGGUCGCAGGGUUACGUGGAAAAAUUCCGUGGGGCCGCCUUAUCGCAAGGCGGUUGGAUGGAAGUGCCUCACUCUCCCUUUACCUAGCGUGACGCGCGCCGCGGCACACGGCCUCCACGACCCGGUGGGCACCUACACGUGACGGGCCUCCACUUCAAAUACCUGUAGGAGAACCACGUAAAACUGCACACGAUGAAGAUCAUCACAUGUCUACCGCGGUCCCUGAAAUGCUUGCAGUCGCAGCUGGCUCCCGUGAGCGCGUGCGCUCGCGCGCUGAGUACGUCGACGACACUCCAUCAACAGCCUCAGCCUGCCACGCUGUCGGCGCUACCAAAUCAUGUUCGCGCCUACGUCGAGGAGAAGCAGCGCCUGUGCCAACCCAGUGCCGUGCACAUCUGCGAUGGCAGCGAGGCCGAGAACAACCACCUGCUCGACCUCAUGCUCAAGGCUGGCAGUAUCGUGCCACUGCCAAAGUACCGGAACUGCUACUUGGCUCGUACAGACCCAGCUGAUGUUGCCCGUGUUGAGAGCAAAACAUUCAUCACUACGGAAAGGCGGGAAGAAACCAUCCCAACACCAAAAGAGGGCGUCAAAGGCACCUUGGGCAACUGGAUGUCUCCAGCAGAUUUGCAAAACGCCCUCGGUGAACGCUUUCCUGGUUGCAUGAAAGGUCGGACCAUGUAUGUGAUCCCAUUCAGCAUGGGUCCUCUUGGCUCUCCAUUGAGCAAGAUUGGAAUUCAGCUCACAGAUUCGCCGUAUGUGGUUGCCAGCAUGCGCAUCAUGACUCGCAUGGGCUCUGAAGUGCUGCGGACUUUAGGAAGUGGCCCGUUCAUCAAGUGCUUGCACUCUGUAGGACAGCCGUUGCCCAUGAAGACACCUCCUGUGAACAACUGGCCUUGCAAUCCUGAAAAAACUAUUAUUACACACAUUCCUGACAACAAUGAGAUCUGUUCAUUUGGUAGUGGCUAUGGUGGCAACUCUCUGCUUGGAAAGAAGUGCUUUGCCCUACGUCUUGGUUCCAUACUGGCGCAGAGGGAAGGCUGGUUGGCUGAGCACAUGCUGAUUUUGGGCAUUACGAAUCCUAAAGGACAAAAAAAGUACAUUGUUGCUGCAUUCCCCAGUGCAUGUGGGAAAACCAACUUGGCUAUGAUGACUCCGACUCUCCCUGGUUACAAAGCGGAAUGUGUUGGGGAUGACAUUGCUUGGAUGAAAUUUGAUGAACAAGGUGUACUCAGAGCCAUCAACCCUGAAUAUGGAUUCUUCGGAGUGGCUCCUGGCACAUCCAUGGCUACUAACCCCAAUGCAAUGAAAACGAUAGAGGAGAACACCAUCUUCACCAAUGUGGCUGAAACCAGUGAUGGUGGCUUUUGGUGGGAAGGAAUGCCUGAGCCGAGCCCCGGCAUUCGCAUCAAGUCAUGGCGAGGUGAAGACAACUGGACCCGGGCUUCUGGAACACCUGCUGCACACCCUAACUCCCGGUUCUGCACUCCUGCUGGCCAGUGCCCGAUCAUUGACCCUGCGUGGGAAGACCCUAAGGGCGUGCCUAUUUCUGCCAUUCUCUUUGGGGGACGCAGGCCUCAGGGUGUUCCAUUGGUCUAUGAAGCUUUCAACUGGCAGCAUGGCGUUUUCAUUGGGUCAGCCAUGAGGUCUGAAGCUACCGCUGCUGCGGAGCACAAGGGCAAGGUGAUUAUGCAUGACCCAUUUGCCAUGCGGCCAUUUUUUGGAUACAACUUCACCAACUACCAAAGGCAUUGGCUGAGUCUUGGUACGAAGGCGGGAAGGAAGCUUCCAAAGAUCUUUCAUGUAAACUGGUUCCGCAAGGGCUCUGACGGAAAGUUUUUGUGGCCUGGAUUUGGUGAAAACAGCCGUGUCAUUGACUGGAUCUGCCGUCGUGUGGAUGGUGAAAAUGGAACUGCUAAGGAAUCUCCUAUUGGUUACCUUCCUUCGGAUGGAGCUUUGAACCUGGAUGGCCUACAAGAUCCAGUGAACAUGAAGGAGCUGUUUGAUGUGAACAAGGACUUCUGGCUUCAGGAGUGCAGCGAAGUUCGCAAGUACUUUGAUGAGCAACUUGGCAAGGAGCUGCCCAACGAAAUUGCCCAGGAGCUUGACCAGCUGGAGCAGCGGGUGAAGGCCAUGUAGGCUGCGUGUGAUGCAGUCCUCUCUGUUGUCUCUCCCAUAGCCAAUUUAGCCUUUGUGCCAUGACAAAUCAGCUCAAGCUGCCUCAUGACUGUAGUUGCCAAUUGCCGGUGCCAGAUACGUGAUUUUCGGCACAUUACCACUCUGUACGAUAUACUGUUGAUGAGCAACAUUCAAGUGCCUUUUGGGACCACACCUUAUAUAAUGCGAAGAGAAUUCUGACAUGUUGCCCUGGCAGUUUCACAUGCCAAUGUUUUAAACAGACUAUGUGGUCUAGUCUAUUCCAGAAACUUGUAAAUAAUGUGAAAAUGGUUUUUAUUUAUGAACAUUUUAGCUUUUGGAGCAGGUUCAAGUGCCUCUUCGGGCAUUUUCUGGAGAAUAAAGUAUUUUUUUAUGCA
Molecule: messenger RNA, 2541 nt
Organism: Rhipicephalus sanguineus (brown dog tick)
Lineage: Eukaryota; Metazoa; Arthropoda; Arachnida; Ixodida; Ixodidae
Product: phosphoenolpyruvate carboxykinase, cytosolic [GTP]
Exons: 10
Coding region: 200-2146 (648 amino acids)
Biological process (GO): gluconeogenesis; propionate catabolic process; cellular response to glucose stimulus
Cellular component (GO): cytosol
Molecular function (GO): manganese ion binding; GTP binding; phosphoenolpyruvate carboxykinase (GTP) activity
Source: RefSeq, a predicted model, not a curated record